AAUCCAGAUGCGACCAAACUAAAUCAUCGCACCUGUCCAUGAAAAAAUCGACUUUUGGACUGAGCUUUGUAGGUAGACAGGUGCAAGCUACCUGGUUGGGGUCUGUAUGAUUAUCAUUAACAUUUGUUAGAGAAUUUGAAUGACAUGACUCAAAAUCUUUGGCAAUGGUGCAGCUGUACUCACUCUUUCUCUUCACUUAGAUCCCAAUUUCUAAAUUCCCCACAAACUUCUAUUAUUUCACUAAUGUAUGUUUACUUGUUGAAUUGUGUCUUGGGUGUUUAAUCUAUUCUACUACCACUAAUCCUGUUACUCCCCCUACUGAACUAGAAUUUGCCCUAAUAAUUUCAUCUUGUUAUGCUAAUAAGGUACGGCAACUUAAAGUGAUGUGUAUAUGUGUCAGGUUCUGAGUUGUGCUUGAAUAGACUGAGUAAAAUGUAUCUUCGUUCUUGAUCGCUAGAUAAAUGUUGAUUCGAUAUAUCUCGGUUUCUUGAAAGCCUUUACUACAAUCAAUCGUAUAUGUAUCACCAGUAAGCUUAAGCUGAUAGGCAUCAAGUCACAAUCAAUGGACUAUUUUGAGCCAUAUUCAAAUAAUCAACUGUUCAGAUUCAGGGUAAACUUCUCAGGCUACGGAAUGUUAUGGUAAAGUCCUUUCAUGGUUCGGCAUUAGGACUACUUUUCUUAAUCCAUAUAGAUAGCCUUCCCCUCUAAGUAUCGUUUGAGUUAUGGCUUCUUGCUGAUGUUAAACUUUAGAGGGGAGUUUGCAUCCAGGAUAAUAAUCUGAAGCUUCUGGAUCAGCGUUGCUUCUUUUCCAACGAAUGUAAGGAAAUGAGCCACAAUAUUAACAUCCUCAACAGCUUCCUUGUUCAUAGCCCAGAGUUUGAACCUCUUCAUGUAAUACCCAAUAAUCUUGCUCUGGAUGUAUUUAGAGCAAACCGUGCACCGACAAACAUGAAGCACGUUUCUGGCCAGAUGAUAAAACUUUACAUACUAUAAUCAAGAGAAAAAAAACUCAACGAACUAAUACAAAAACGUCAACUUUGUACAUUAAAUAUUUGGGAAACAAAGUACUUGUUCAUCAUCGAUACAGUCAAAAAAGGCCACGGAAUUACAAACCAUACUUCGCCUAAAACCUUCCAAAAAGACUGCAAAUGAUUUUCAAGUUGUGGAAAGUUCGCUGGUCAGUGUGCUACUCACCAUCAUUUUACAAAGUAUGCUACAGUUCAAAAUCUCAUUCUCCUGCAUUCACAUCCAAGAAGAGCAAACUUGAGGUAUGGGAGGGGAUAACUAUCAAGGAAUUGUCGUCAGCUGCUAAAAUAUCUCCUCACAUAAUUCUUAGAACCUUAAAUUCAGCACUUGUUACAAAACACAAAGCAAACACCAAUUCAAAGUUGGAAGAUAAAGCGAUAAUCGAAACUCUGGUGAAAUUAAUGGGAUUCACACCAGCGUUCAGACACCAGAUUAUUCACGAAACAAUUGACUGUGAUGCUUAUCCAAGACCACCUUGUCCUCCGGAGAAAUGUGAACCACGCCCCCCCAUUGUCGCUGUUCUGGGUCAUGUGGAUCACGGAAAAACAACUUUGUUAGAUGCUUUACGCUCCAGUAGAGUUGUUGACGAAGAAUUUGGAGGUAUAACUCAACAUCUUGGCGCAUUUACAGUAUCUUUGUCAUCUGUUGAACGCAAUGCUGGAUUUACAGAUCCCAAUCCCGUGUCAUUUUCCAGAAGCAUCACUUUUCUAGAUACACCAGGCCAUGCAGCAUUUUCUGGCAUUCGCUUUCGAAGUGCAAAAGCAACUGAUAUUAUGCUUUUGGUAGUCGCUGCUGAUGAUGGGGUUAAACCUCAAACUGUUGAGGCAAUUCGUUACGCAAAAGAAACAAACACUCCUAUAGUUGUCGCAAUCAAUAAAAUUGAUAAACACGAUAUCAAUAUGGAUAAAGUAGUCCAAGGUCUAGCUACUUAUGAAGUUUUAACUGAACAGUUAGGUGGAGAUAUACAAGCAGUUCCAAUAUCAGCAUUAAAACGAAUAAAUCUUUCUGAAUUAUUAUAUGCUAUUAUUCUGCAAGCUGAAAUAAUGCAGUUGAAAGCAGAUCAUACCGGAUUGACUGAAGGUAUUGUUUUAGAAUCGGAAACACUUCAUGGGAUUGGCAAAACGGCUACCUGUCUUAUUACUCGAGGUGUUUUGCGUAAAUCACCCAAUAGUGGUCCACUUAUAGCUGGUGAAGCAAUCUGUACCCCACGAAUCUUGCUAAACGAUGCAGGAAAACUCGUGGAUUCAGUUAAACCGGGAUUUGUAGCGCGGGUAGCGGGUUGGAAAGAUCUCCCCUCUGCAGGAGAUCUUAUCCUAGAGGUAGAAUCUACGAAGCGAGCUAAUGAAGUUCAACGAUAUCGGCGGUGUUUAAAGGUACAGGACAAAGUUAAAGAAGACCGUGAUGCAUAUGAUCUUCGAGCGUCUCAUCAUCGAGAACAUCGCGAGAAAUACGCAGAAAAACGUUCGAGCCUUCAUCUACGUCAGUGGCGAAAACUUAAAUUAGAACGUGAUUCAGCUGAAUGGAAGGAAAAUUCUAAUAGAAUUUCCUUACCACUUGUAAUCAAAUGUGAUGUACAGGGUAGUUUAGAGGCGAUAAAAACACUCCUUUCUACCUAUUCAUCAGAUCAAUGUAAAAUAGAAUACUGCAUUACCGGUGUUGGUCCGUUGACUGAAUUUGAAGUAGACGCGGCCGCUGCAGUUAAAGCAAAUGUACUACUAUUCAACAUUCAUGCUCUUCCAGAAGCAACAAUUACAGCUGAACAUAAUUGUGUUAAAAUUAAAGAAUUCAAUAUUAUUUAUCGAUUGGCUGACGAAGUUAGGGAACUAUUAAAUGAAAAGCUCCCACCAGUAUCAGUGGAGAAGAUAAUUGGUGAAGCAGAAAUUCUCCAGCUGUUUACGAUUAAAGCAUCUAAAAGCGUCGUGAAGACUGGACUUUUACCAGUUGCUGGAUGUAGAUGUAUUAAAGGAAAUAUUAUCGCUAAUAUUACUAAAAUAGGCUCCAUUCUCACAGAUCAAGGUGUUGAUGGUGAACCAACUGAAUUAUGUUACCGCAUUGUCCGUCCAGCUCACCAUUCAACAUCACCAAACAAUAAACAUGGAGAAAAUCCAACCACCGCUCAAAAAGACUUUUCUGAUUCUAAAAAUACCAUAGUGGAUCGAGCUAUCUGUUACUCAUUGCGUCAUGAAAAAUCUGUUGUUGAAAGUAUUCGAAAAGGAGUAGAUUGUGGUAUUGUAUUAGUUUCUCCUGAAGUUCAGGAUAUUCAUAGCGAGAAUCAAAAUUUAUCCGCAAAGAAUUUCAUUUCACAAUGGAAAGUAGGCGAUAUAAUUCAGUGUUAUGUAACAAUAAAUGAAAAAAGUUCAGUUGAUUGGGACUUCGAGACCUAUAAUUCAGAAACAACAACACUCGAAAGCCCAUAACUUGGUCAUUUUUAUUUUUAAAACAAAAAAGAAACAAUCUGUAUAGUAGAAUAAACUUACUAGUAUAAGUUUUUUACAACUGCA
Molecule: messenger RNA, 3527 nt
Organism: Schistosoma intercalatum
Lineage: Eukaryota; Metazoa; Platyhelminthes; Trematoda; Strigeidida; Schistosomatidae
Source: the annotation of a GenBank genome assembly